Orycteropus afer afer is the source of this 864-nucleotide messenger RNA. The record is from RefSeq and is a predicted model, not a curated record. Lineage: Eukaryota; Metazoa; Chordata; Mammalia; Tubulidentata; Orycteropodidae.
AUGGGAGUGAGCACAGCCCAUAACGAAAUUCUCAAUGCCUUUUACAGUGCCUCAGACCUCACUAAAUAUGAAAGAAUCCAUACUGGAAAGGAACUAUACAAAGCUAAUGUAUGUGGGAAGGUCUUCAGUCAAAAUGGACAUCUUGAAGCUCAGCUGAGAAUUCUUACUGGAGAGAAACCUUACAGAUGUAAUGUUUGUGGCAAAUCCUUUAACUUUGGCUCAAACUUGAGCAGACAUCAGAAAAUCCAUACUGGGGAAAAGCCACAUAAAUGUAAUAUAUGCGGCAAGAUCUUUAGUCGGUAUUCAGGCCUCACAACCCAUCAGAGAAUUCACACUGGAGAGAGACCUUACAAAUGUACUGAAUGUGGAAAUGCUUUUACCCGAAGAUCAAAACUAGUAGAACAUCAGAAAAUUCAUGCUGGGGAGAAACCUUACACAUGUAACGUUUGUGGACUACCCUUAACUAAAGGCUCAAGCUUAACUAGACAUCAGAGAAUCCACACUGGUGAGAAACCAUAUAAAUGUGAUGUAUGUGGCAAAGCCUUCAGUCGAAAUUCAGGCCUUACAACUCACCAGAGAAUUCAUACUGGAGAGAGGCCUUACAAGUGUGUUGAAUGUGGGAAAGCAUUUAUCCAGAGAACACAUCUUGUGGAACAUCAGAGAAUUCACACUGGAGAGAGACCUUACAAAUGUAAUGAAUGUGGGAAGGCUUUUACCCAACGAGCAAACCUUAUAGAACAUCAGAGAAUUCGUUUGGUGCAGAGACCUUACAAAUGUAAUGUGCGUGGUCAGGCCUUUAACUCUCCGCCACACCUCAUUACACAUCAGAGAAUCCAUACUGGUAAGAAACCAUAUAAAUGUAAA